GUGUUCGUGCUCAGAGUUCAUUCUGUACGAGGAAGCGCUGACACUCAGGGCCUGUCCAAAUGUGCACAACACUUUUUAAAAAGCGUGUUUUUUGACAACCAAAAAGCUCACCGGUUAUAACGGAGCUGAAAAGAGUUGAUCCAGAAUGCUGGCACACUGUUGCCACUCCUCUCCUCCGUGACACUUUGGAUAAGGACGCCGGCAAGGACACCACGCCACUGCUGCUGAUUCGAACGGGAUAGAACCCCACCGACCGGUCGCCCUUUUUUUAAACGGCCACUUUGGAUCUUCUUAUCUUGUCACGCAUCUCGGAUGUUUCUCUUUGCUUGAACAAGGGUGACUCACUGCAAAGCAGAGGGCGAGCGUCUGCAUCCUAAUCACACAGAGGAGAGGACUUCAGCUCAUUGACAUUACAGUCAGACUUUUCUGGAGCCUUUUUAUUUAUGUAUGUAUUUCCACUGCGCUGCAUUGUAGCCUGCAAAGAAAAAGGGAUGCACCUUUUACGUUUUUAAAUUCAUCAGAAUCCCCAUUGGAACUAUUUUUUGGACUAUUAUGCCAUCUGUAUAGGUGAUAUCAAUUUGCAUUCACAAUGACUAUUCAGUUCGGAGAGUGGAUCACGAUUAUUGCUCAGAUGACUUUGAGUGCGCUGCUGAAUAUAAAUUAGGUGUUCAGCACCACAGAUUGCUGGGAGAAGCAGAGGAGUGCGGCAGAUAAAAUACAGUCCACUAAGGCAAAUAUCAAGAACUCACAUGAUGAACAUUUUUCUUCUGAUGCUAAGUGAGUUGUAACAAAAUAUCAACAGGUCAAAGGCAACGCAACGACAAGACAGCUUGUAGCCACUUACAGAGAGAGGGGAUGUAUCUGUCUAUUUUCUUUUUCCUCCUCUUAUGGGCUCAAGCCCUGACAUUGAAAAACUUGAAUUACUCUGUCCCGGAGGAACAAGGACCGGGGACAGUAAUUGGAAACAUCGCCAAAGAUGCCAGACUUGGCUUGGAACAGAUCGGGCAGGGAGGGCAGGGGAAGAAAGCCAACUUCAGGGUGUUGGAGAAUUCAGCACCGCAUCUCAUUGACGUGGACCCCCAGAGUGGACUGCUCUAUACAAAGCAACGCAUUGACAGAGAAACAUUGUGUAAGAGAAACCCCAAGUGCCAGCUCUCUAUGGAGGUGUUUGCCAAUGACAAGGAGAUCUGCAUGAUUAAAAUAGACAUCCAAGAUAUUAAUGACAACUCACCUAUUUUCCCCUCAGAUCAGAUUGAUAUUGACAUAUCUGAAAAUGCAGUUCCAGGGACACGUUUUCCAUUGACAAGCGCACAUGAUCCAGAUGCAGGGGAAAAUGGUUUGAAAACCUAUCAGAUAACACGUGACGACUACAAUCUAUUUUCCUUGGAGGUAAAGUCACGUGGGGAUGGAACUAAGUUCCCGGAAUUGGUUAUUCAAAGGCCGCUUGACAGGGAAGAAAGAAACCAUCACACUCUUAUUUUGUCGGCCACUGAUGGCGGGGAAUAUCCAAGGUCUGGUACCAUGCAGAUAAAUGUUAAAGUUAUUGACUCAAAUGAUAACAGCCCUGUGUUUGACCAGCCUUCUUAUGUUGUUGAAAUUCCUGAAAAUUCACCUCCUGGUAAAGUGUUGAUCGAUUUAAAUGCCACUGAUCCCGAUGAGGGCAACAAUGGACAAGUAGUCUAUUCUUUUAGUGGCUAUGCCCCAGAGAGAAUCCGGGAGCUGUUCUCCAUAGAUUCCAGAACAGGGGUCAUAAAGAUUCAGGGUGAAAUUGACUACGAAGAGAGCCCAGUUAUUGAGAUUGACGUACAGGCAAAAGACCUCGGCCCCAACCCGAUCCCAGGCCAUUGUAAAGUCACCGUUAAAGUGCUUGACAGGAAUGAUAACUGGCCCUCUAUUGGUUUUGUGUCCGUAAGACAGGGAGCCAUCAGCGAGGCAGCACCUCCAGGCACUGUUAUUGCGCUGGUUCGUGUCACAGACAAGGACUCCGGCAGGAAUGGGCAGCUUCAAUGCAGAGUACUGGGUAAUGUCCCUUUUAAACUAGAAGAGAACUAUGAUAACUUCUACACAGUGGUGACUGACAGACCAUUGGACAGAGAGGCACAAGAUGAGUACAAUGUCACCAUCGUGGCGAAAGACAAUGGCGUUCCCCCUCUAAACUCCACAAAAUCCUUCACUGUAAAGAUUCUGGAUGAGAACGACAAUGUCCCCCGCUUUACAAAGUCAGUUUACCUUCUGCAGAUACCAGAGAACAACAUCCCAGGAGAAUUCCUGGGUUCAGUCCUUGCUCACGACCCGGAUCUUGGACAGAAUGGUACCGUGUACUACAGCAUUAUUAACUCCAAUGUGAGUGGGGGUGAUGUCAACACGUAUGUAAAUGUGAAUGCUGCCAAUGGAGCCAUAUAUGCAGUCAGAUCAUUCAACUAUGAGCAGAUAAAGUAUUUUGAUUUCAAGGUUCUUGCUCGAGAUGCUGGAUCACCACACCUGGAGAGCAAUGCUACGGUGCGCAUCAGUGUUCUGGAUGUUAAUGAUAACAUCCCUGUCAUUGUUCUACCCCUUCUACAAAAUGACACUGCUGAAAUCCAUGUGCCCCGGAAUGUUGGUGUGGGCUACAUUGUCACCACAGUGAGAGCAGUUGACAAUGACUAUGGUGAGAGCGGGAGGCUCACCUACGAGAUCUCUGAUGGGAACGAGGAACAUCUUUUUGAUAUAGAUCCAGUGACUGGUGAGGUGAGAACAGCCCACCCUUUCUGGGACAAUGUCAGUCCCAUUGUCGAGCUGAUUAUCCGUGUUUCAGACCACGGCAAGCCAACCCUCACUGCUGCUGCUCGGCUUAUCAUCAAGGCCUCCAAUGGACAUCCUGCUGAUGGACUGCUGCAUAUAGACGACAAUCAGAACUGGGACAUGUCCCUGCCUCUCAUUGUGACUCUGAGUAUAAUCUCAAUCAUGCUUCUGGCUGCUAUGGUCACCAUAGCAGUCAAGUGCAAGAGGGAAAACAAGGAGAUACGAACUUAUAAUUGUCGAAUCGCAGAAUACUCGCAUCCUCAGCUCGGGAAAGGAAAGAAAAAGAAGAUUAACAAGAACGACAUCAUGCUGGUGCAGAGCGAGGUGGAGGAACGGGAUGCCAUGAAUGUGAUGAAUGUGGUAAGCAGUCCUUCCUUGGCCACCUCUCCCAUGUACUUUGACUACCAGACACGCCUGCCACUCAGCUCACCAAGAUCAGAGGUCAUGUACCUUAAGCCCACUGCCAAUAACCUCAGCGUGCCCCAAGGCCACGUGGGAUGCCACACCAGCUUCACAGGCCCAGUCACCAGCACAACAGACACACCUACUAACCGCAUGUCCAUCAUACAGACGGACAGUUUCCCAACUGAGCCAAAUUACAUGGGAAGCAGACAACAGUUUGUUCAAAGCAGUUCGACAUUCAAAGACCCAGAGCGAGCAAGCCUCAGAGACAGUGGCCAUGGUGACAGCGACCAGGCCGACAGUGACCAGGACACCAACAAAGGCUCCUGCUGUGACAUGUCUGCAAAGGAAGCGCUCAAGUUAAAGGCUUCGGGUGUUAGGCCGCCUCCGUUGGAGCAAGACGAGGACUGUUUGAAUUGUACGGAGGAGUGCCGAGUCCUGGGUCAUUCUGACCGCUGCUGGAUGCCCCAAUUCCCAGCUGGAGGAAACCAAGCAGAGGGUGUUGAUUACCGCAGCAAUAUGUUCGUGCCAGCAGGGAUGGAGAGCGUGCCUGAGACAGAGACCUACGAGACGGUCAAUCCCAAUGGCAAAAAAACAUUCUGUACAUUUGGCAAGGAGCGCCGUGAUCACACUAUUCUCAUAGCAAACGUCAAGCCCUACUUAAAAGCAAAACGGGCCCUCAGCCCACUGCUCCAAGAGGUUCCCUCAGCAUCAGGCAGUCCCGUAAAGGGCUGUUCCACCGCAUCUCCUUGCUCCUCACUCAAGAGUCCGGCUGACGGGGCUGAAGGCAAGCCUCCUCCAGCAACCUGCUCUGGCUACUAUGGACCUCCUGAUGGUCAGUACCUGUCACCCACCAAACAAACCAGAGAGCAAGGGGUCUAUCCACUGUUGCCUCCAUCAGACCCGGUGGCCAAGGUGCUUGCCGAGGCACGCUCCAGAAUCAGCCAAGAGACAAGAGGAGAAAUGGAGUGUGUGCUAGAGCAGGCCGAGCCUGACGAGAGCCGCGAUGGAAUGGAUGCUGACCAGGUGGUUAGAGACAUCGACAAGCUUUUGCAGGACUGCAGAGGAGGAGAGGCCACCGGCACACUCAGGAAGUGAUGCAGAGGACUUCAAAAGAAGAAAGGACGUUGAGUGAGGAAUAGGAAAUCUAUUCCAAAAACUCUCAUGCCAAAACUUGUCACCAAAAGUAACAACCAUUUCAAUUGCUUGUUAGAAGGAGCUCUUCUCAAGGUAUUCAAACAUACCAACACCGGGGCUGACUAUGAGAACAUUUAGCGGCAGUUGCAAUGGCAAAAUCACUAUCAACAAAGAUACCAGGACGUCUUUAUUCUGUCGAAUUUAUAAAUUGCCUGUGUUUUGGAUUUUCAACCAAACACCUCGUAAGCUGUUUAUCUAAGUGCCCACCAGCUCAUGAGUUUGUUUUUCAUGGUCUCUUGUGGAAUCCUGCAUAUCCAAAUGUGUGUAGGGGGAUUUCUGUUAUGUGUGAUGGCCAUAGACGAUGAACGAGAGGACUUUUUAUGGUCAGGCAUGACAAUCUAUAAAUUGACAGUCAAACUGAAUCUAUUGGGACAGAAACGGGACGAUUACAGAAAAAAAACAACCUUGCGUUUGGUGACUUUGAUGUCGGUGUUGAACAUGUGAUGCAUUAUGUGUGUGAACUGGAAGGAAUUGGUAAUCAGGUCUUUGAUGGGAGUUGAUAUUUUUUGAUUGGUUGGUAACAGAACGGACUAAUGUGCCAGAGAAGGAGAAUUUUAAUGUUUUUCACCUGUCGUUUGUAGCCACAUGUGAAAGCUGUGUCUGUCUCACGCUUCUAUUCAAACAUUCAUGAUGCGAACCAGUGCUGCCACACGCACCACUUCUACACGGGCACAACACGGCAACACACUCACGAGCACUGAUGACCUUUCUGCACUACACACACUAAUGCAUAUACACUACUGGCCAUCUGUGUAAUUGUCGUAUACAUGUACAUCAUCAGCUUUCGGUCUCUUGUGUACAGUGAAUUUCUGUGUGUGGUAAUGCCUUAAGGCAAUCACAAGUUGUAUAAAAAGGGACAUUUUUCCUCAACUGUGAAAAAGAAUUAUAUCUAUAUAAUUAUAUAGAUGCCUAUAUGUAAGAAUCCAUGUAAUAAACUAUUUAUACCUUUUUAUAUUAAAAAAAAAAUUGAGGAAAUGAGGAAUCUCAGUGAAAAGUGUCCUUGAGUUAAUACCAAGAGUAGGGUAAUAACUCAAAGAACUACAAAGGACACUGCCUCUGUUUUCAUGACAAAUAUCCAAAAAUGUUAAAGAAAAUGUCCCUUCACAUUAUCACGAUACAUAUUAUCAUUAUGUGUGUAAAUGUAUUGAAUUUAGACGUGUCCACAUAAAAAUACUUUUUUUUUUUUAUUUACUGCAAUUUCUGUGCAUUUGAGCCAAAUUGUUAUGUGUACAAAAGCUAUAUUGUGUAUUUUAUUAAAUUAAUAUAUUGUUGUGUUGCAAUAUACAUGGGCUUAUAUUGUAUUUGGCAACAGUUGCCUUAGUAGCUGUCGAACUCUGUGAGUUUGCUUUAGUUUUUUUUGUUUUGGUUUUUUUUUUGGUGUUUUGUUUUCCUUUAUUUUCUGCAUCUAUGUCGAGUGGCUUCAAUGCUUUUGAGACGUUUUCCCUGAGAUCCAGCUGGAUCUAACACAAUAACUGUUGAAAGCUUAAUGAGCCAGCUAGCUGAUUUACAAUGCAACUCAAAAAACCACCACCUCCCAAAAAAAAAAAAAAAAAGCAAGAA
Molecule: messenger RNA, 5940 nt
Organism: Doryrhamphus excisus (bluestripe pipefish)
Lineage: Eukaryota; Metazoa; Chordata; Actinopteri; Syngnathiformes; Syngnathidae
Gene: pcdh17
Product: protocadherin 17
Biological process (GO): homophilic cell-cell adhesion
Cellular component (GO): plasma membrane
Molecular function (GO): calcium ion binding
Source: RefSeq, a predicted model, not a curated record